Molecule: messenger RNA, 755 nt
Organism: Porites evermanni
Lineage: Eukaryota; Metazoa; Cnidaria; Anthozoa; Scleractinia; Poritidae
Source: the annotation of a GenBank genome assembly
AUCAAUAAUGGUAGGAGUGAUAUCAAUAAUGGUAGGAGUGAUAUCAAUAAUGGUAGGAGUGAUAUCAAUGAUGGUGGUAGAGAUAUUAGGGAGCUUUAGAUUCUAAGAAGAGGACGACUACGAGACCGAGAUUUUCUCAAAACGUAGCAGUACGCGCGUGCUUUAACCAGCGUCAUUUUUGGCGGGAAAACGUGAUAGCCGUCGUCAUUCUCUACGGGUUUUAGCGAGAAUGUCAUAGUGACGGAAACAAGUUAUCAAAUGUUAGAAAUUUGCUCAUUUUUGGAUCGGGAAAGGGCUUAGCCUCCUUCAAUUAAAAUAGUAGUGUUAACUUUUCCGAUGAAAAGGUGUACCUAUUUUUUGGGAAUACGCGAUAAAAACUCAAACUUCGUUCUUGUAGUCGUCCUUGCGUCCUCGAAUCUAAAGGCCUCUACUAAUGAUGGUGAUGGUAAUGGCAAUGGUGGUGCUAGUGAUGGUGAUAUCAAUGACGGUGAUGAAAUCAUUGAUGGUAAUGGUGACAGUCAAUGAUAGUGAUGAUGAAGACAGAAAGGCCUCUACCAAUGAUAGUGUAGUGAUAUCAAUGAUCAGAUGAUGAUGUUGAUAUCAAUGAUUGUAAUAUCAAUGAUGGUAACGAAGGUUUUAAUGGCGGUGAUGAUGAAAUCAACGAUGGUGAUGGUAAAGGUGAUAUCAAUGAUGGCGAUGGUGAUAUCAAUGAUGGUGAUGACGAAGACAGGAAUGGUAUUGUGUGCUGCUGGUGA